Arachis duranensis is the source of this 1743-nucleotide messenger RNA. RefSeq lists its product as uncharacterized. The record is from RefSeq and is a predicted model, not a curated record. The coding region runs from base 1 to 1743 and encodes 580 amino acids. NCBI's taxonomy places the organism in Eukaryota, Viridiplantae, Streptophyta, Magnoliopsida, Fabales, Fabaceae. The transcript has 4 exons.
AUGAGAGAGGGAUCAUGUGAGGAUGGUAGGGGUUCUGAUGCUGUUGAAGAAGAGGAUGAGGGGAGUGAGACCUCUAAUGAUGAUGACUAUGAACCUAGGGGGAGUGAAAGUUCAUGGAGUUCUGAGUCAAUUGCUAGGAAUGCAUCAGAUCACAGUCUUGACUUUGGUGACAGUGAUGAUGAUAGGGAGGGAACUGAAGGAUUAGUUGAUCCAGCUGCACCAAAUGUUGGUAAGAAAAAAAUCAUAGGGGGAUUUGGGGAUGAGGAUCCAGGUUACAACAGUGAGGAUUUUCUAGAUAUUCUGUUGAGUGAAGAUGAAGAGGACAUGGGAAAGAGGUUUCCGAUUCACAGGCCCUUGAAGAACAUGAGUGAAUACAAGUGGGAAGUGGGCACCUUGUAUGUGUCAAGGGAGGAGUUCAAAGACUGUGCGACUGCAUAUGCUGUCAGUAGUGGAAGGGGUCUUAGAUUCUCUAAGGUGGAUCUAAGGAGGGUUAAAGUGGAGUGUGUGGAGGGUUGUGAGUGGUACGCAUACUGUGGAAAAUUGAAGCAUGAGCGAAGUUGGCAGUUGAAGAGUUGCAACAACAAGCACAACAAGCACAACUGCUCCAGGGAAUUGAAGAUUGGUAUCAUGCAUGCCAAGUGGCUGAGUAAAGUUUUUCUGAAUAAAAUUGCUGAGAACCCGAAGAUUAAGUUAACCACACUAAUGAGGAAAGCAUACACAAAGUGGAAUGUGGAGUUGACCAAAUCUAAGGCUUCUAGGACUAACCCCGGGUCUUCAGUGCAUUUGAAAGUCCAGAGGCCUCCGGAGUUUGCUUCUGAACGACCAGUGCCAGGGGUAGAUUUAAGACCCAGAUUCGAGAGGGUCUAUGUGAUGUUAGAUGCCUGUAGAAGGAGUUUCAUGGCUUGUAGGCCGAUGAUUGGGCUGGACGGCUGCUUCCUGAAAAUACCCUAUGGAGGCUGGCUCCUAAUUGCAAUGGGCUGGGACCCAAACGAUCAAAUCCUACCGAUAGCAUACGCAGUUUUCGAAGCUGAAACCAAGGACUCCUGGACAUGGUUUCUCCAGCAUCUGUGUAAUGACCUGGGAGUUGACAAGAUUAGGACCUGCACCUUCAUGUCUGACCAACAAAAGGGUUUAGUGCCAACUUUUGAGGAGCUUCUGCCUGGGGUUGACCAUAGGUUUUGUGUUAGACACCUGUAUGCAAAUUUCAAGAAGAGAUAUACAGGGAUCCAAUUGAAGUUAAUGAUGUGGAAUGCUGCCAAGGCUACUUAUUAUCAAGAAUGGGAAAGGAGGAUGACUGAGAUUCAGAAGGUGGAUCCAGGAGCAUACAACUAUCUAAUGGAGAUACCAACAAAAUACUGGUGUCGUCACAGGUUUGUGUGUAGACCUAGGUGUGACACUUUAGUUAACAAUAUGUGUGAAGUGUUUAAUUCUAUUCUGGUUGAGGCUAGGGAGAAGCCAAUAGUGACUAUGCUAGAGAAAAUUCGAGUUUAUAUAAUGAAACGUUGUGCUGACAAUAGGGAUAGGAUAAUGCCUUACAAUAGAGAUGUGUUACCACGAAUUAGAAUUAAAGUAGAAAAACAGGCAGAACUAAGUUGGAAUUGGGUGAGUGUGUAUGCUGGACGUGAUAGAUAUGAGGUGGUUAGCAUCCAGGGGGGAAGAAAAAAUUUGUGGUGGAUCUUAGGAAUCAUGAGUGCUCGUGUAGGAAGUUCCAACUGUCUGGGAUUCCCUGUGCACAUGCGAUGA